AUGGCCAUCGCGCCCAUGUCGCGGUCGCUGAGGGGGCCCGCGGGUCCGGGGGAGAGGGGCGUGGGGCGACUGAGGUGCUGGCCGGGGGGCGUGGCCACAGCGAGGUCCAUCGGAGACGUGCCGGCCGGAGAGCACGUGAUGGCCUGCCCGCACGUUUUCCAGAUCAUGCUGCCCGAGGCUGGCGCUCGGCUGGUGAUGGGCUCCACCGGGCUGUGGGAACUGAUGAAGUGGGAGGACGCCGCCCAGGCCGCCGGACCCGGCCCAAUCAAGGACGCCGCGCCAAAACUCGUGGAAGCCGCUGCGCAGCAGAAGCACCGCUCAAGCGGCAGUGACGUGAGCGCCCUGGUGGUUGACGUCAUUCUUGAGGAAGGCGAAAUUCCAAGGGCGGCGGAUGGGAGGCGGGGCGGUGAGCGCGGGCAGGGCGCCGGGUGUAAAGGGCCAGGGGAGGGGUCGGCGAGGCGGCUGUGCGGUCUGCUGCCCGGCAUCUGCGGGGGGAUGAGGAAGGAGAGGCUGGGGCCAGGACCGGACGUGUGGCGGUGCCGCCCUGAUGAGAGUCAGGUCGUGGCGAACAUCGACGGCUGGAUGAUGCUCAAGACGGCGCUCGAGGCCAAGCUCGACGACAGCUGCUCGAGCGCCAUGGAGCUGACGUGCCUGCUCCUGGCGGACCCCGGCCUGGACGGCGGCAGCGGCAACCACGACGUCCAGCACGUGUCGCAGCCGCCGGCCCUCGAACCACAACUCCCACGCCGGCCACCGUCGAGCUCUCGAUCUUCGGCGUGCUCUCCGCGUACUACCUCUACCGGAAGCCUCCCCUCCGAAGACCAGGAGGCGCCCCACGGGAGGCCUUGCCCCUCGGAAAGGUCGCGGGGGGGGCAUUUUGUGAUGUCCAACCCGCUCUGCGACGUGGACGGGGUUUGGACGCCGCCGAGAGAGACCGACGCGCACGUCGGGGUACGGAACUGGGCGCGGGGAGAGCCCUUCAAGCCGGCCGGUGGACCGGACGCCGCGGGCGCCGCCGGGAGGCCGUCCCUCGGUUUCCUGGACAGCGCGUCCAGCGACCAGCGGGCCGCAGAGCGGCGUGAAGCCGAACUUUCGCAAGGGGGGCUUGGAUGUCCUCCCUCCGAUGGGGUUCGCCCAAGCCCUGACAAGGACGGGGGGGAGCAAUGUACGGGCGCCGGCCGCCGUCCCGAGGACGAAUGGGGGCGGAAAGCGCCCUUUGUGACUGCGCCGUCGCAGUGGAAGUCGAACGCACUCUGUUCGAGGGAGGACGACGUUGACGUGAUGGAAGUGUUCAGGGGAGAGGAGACGUGGGAAUUCGACAACCCGGACCACCACAGCGGGAGCACGACCCCGACUUUCGUCGGGAGCGUGUCCAUGGACGUUUUGUCCAAUUUGAUCGGCUCCGCUGGGCCCUUCACGUGGGAGGCGGAGUGA
Messenger RNA from Ostreobium quekettii, 1434 nucleotides. The record is from the annotation of a GenBank genome assembly. Lineage: Eukaryota; Viridiplantae; Chlorophyta; Ulvophyceae; Bryopsidales; Ostreobiaceae.